This is a messenger RNA of Cucurbita maxima (winter squash), 2917 nucleotides long. Its product is annotated as late embryogenesis abundant protein D-34-like. Bases 2035 to 2844 code for a protein of 269 amino acids. The transcript has 3 exons. NCBI's taxonomy places the organism in Eukaryota, Viridiplantae, Streptophyta, Magnoliopsida, Cucurbitales, Cucurbitaceae. The record is from RefSeq and is a predicted model, not a curated record.
UCUCUGCUACCUGUUCGAAAUUUCAUCCUCUUUUAAUCUCAGUGUAUUUUCGAUGUCGUAAUCCAAUAAUUCGUUGAGGGAAUUUACCUGUUCGAUGCUACCAUCUUCGAUCUCGGUGUUGAAGGAGAGAAGCAGGUGUUCAUGGAGCAAAUUUUCCAGAUCGUCCACGUACAGGGGAGCUGCAACGGAAGGAAGCAUAGCGGAAUUAGAUCCAUGGAAGAAGAUCGAGAAACUCCGGAAGGUAAUUUAAUGGACGGCUGAAUAAGGAUAACAACGUUUGGAUUGAGAGAACCAAGAGAAAACAUCUGAGGAUUCAGCGAUUUCUGGUGAGAAUCGCCACCGCCCCAUUUGUUAUCAAUGGCCAUUUGAAGGCCGUCCCACCGAGAAAACACCGACGAUAUAGCCAUUUGGAGACUGGAGAUAGAUCCUGCCUUGUGAUUGGUUGAGGUUAAUCCAUUAUUUGGCUCCAUGGAUAAACCUCAGAGCUUCGUCUUCGUCUUCGUCUUCUCCUUCCUCCAAACCCUAGAAAUCUUAUUUUUCUUUCUCCUCUUCUAACUGAAUCAUGAGAGAGAGAGAGAGAGAGAGAGAGAGGGCGGUUGAAUUGAGAAAUUAAUGGCAGAAUCGGGCGGAGAGAAAAGCGGAGAACUGUUUGGAUGGAAAGAGAGAGAAACAUUUGGGACUUUUUUUGCCACUCCGUCGUCAUUUGAACCGUCCUCGUCGCCGGCUCUGUCCAAAACAAUCGUUUUAAUUCUGCUCUGUUCGACCCAAUGACUUCACCUCCACUGACCUUCGCAUGGCCAUGACAUGCAAACAGCUACACGAUUAAGGAGGGAUCAAUAAACGAUGUCUUAGUCGGGUGCAGUGCCGUCGACAUGUUCGCGAAAUUGGGUGUUAGUGAGGAUGCGUACAAGUUGUUCGUUGAAAUGCCUCACCGAAACCUCGAGACGUGGAAUGCGUAUAUAUCCAAUUCUGUGCUCCAUGGGCGGGCUGAGGACUCUACCAUUGCAUUUAUUGAGCUACUUCGAGUUGGUGGGAAGGCAGAUUCAAUAAUGUCUGUGCUUUUCUCAAUGCGUGUUCAGAGAAACUAGGCUGGGUGCAUUGGUGUCAGCUACAUGGGUUCAUUAUUCGAAGUGGGUGUGCGCAGAAUGUCUCUGUUUCAAAUGGGUUGAUAGCUUUUUAUGGGGAAAUGUGGGGAGGUUGAAUGCUCUGAGAUGGUUUUUGACAGGAAUACGUUGUUGGGCGGAUACGCAGACAAGGCUGUGGCAUUGCUGGAGGAGAUGGCAUCGAUGGUGGGCAUGGCGCCGAGCUAUGUAAGCUUGGUUUGUGCAUUAUCAGCUUGCAGUAGAGUAGGAGAUUUGAAGAUGGGGAUUGCAGAUUUUCUUAGUCCAUGAAAGCAAGGUUUAGUACGUACCCAAGGCCCGGCAUUAAGCUUACUCAGUAGUUCUUGAUGUUGGUUUGGGCUGUUAUAAAUGGUAUCAAAGUCAUGUAAGCGUUGGUGUGUCAAUGAAGACGCUGGCCCUAUAAGGUGGAUUGUUAUGUCCCAAAUCAGUUGGAGAAAGAAAGAAAUGUUCCUUAUUCUUGAAACUUAUAUCUAGCAAAGACGUUUUAAACCAUAAGGCUGACAGCGAUAUGAAACGGACUAAAAUAGAUAAUAUCUGCUAGGGGAGAGUUUAGACUGUUACAAAUGGCAGAGUCAUUCGAGCGGCGGGUCAACGAGAACGCUAGCUUCUAAAGGGUGGACUGUCAGGUGUCACAUCAGUCUAAGGGUGGAUUGUUAGGUGUCACAUGUAUGUAACCGACCAUAUUGAACCAUGUGUGGUUGGGUUAUAAUUUCUCAAGUUUUCCCCCAUUCACCAUCUGUACAUAACAUCAUCAAAUUGCCAUCCUUACCUCUGCAUUCAACACUUGUCCCAACAAAGCCAACCCACCGCAACUGCUUCCCCACAUCAAUCCCUUCAAACAGCGCACAACAAAAUCCAGCUGCCACUGCAGAAAGAAACCUCCCAUAGUUAAUUUUUAUUUUAUGUUGAUAACAUGAGUUGGGAACAGCCACGUAGGGGUGAAGAACAGCGGCAGCCUCGCCGGAACGACGUCGACGAGGGGAAGGAAACCAUCAAAUACGGCGACGUUUUCAACGUCUCCGGCGACCUGGCUGCAAACCCCAUCGCACCACAGGAUGCUCGCAUGAUGGGCAGUGCCGAAACCAGGGUAUUGGGGCAAGUGCCGCCGGCUGGUCCGGCCGAUAUCAUGCGAGCCGCCGCUGCUUAUAAUGUCCAGGUCGGUCUUCUUGGUGACCGUGAUGUUAGCUAUGCUGCUAAAAACGAAGGCAUCAACAUUAGCGAGACCGAUAUUCCCGGAGCCCGUGUCGUAACCGAACGCGUCGCCGGACAGGUCGUCGGCCAGUAUUUGGACACCACGACGGCGAUUGAGACAGAGACGACGGAGCAGAAUGUAAUAACGAUCGGAGAAGCACUAGAAGCGGCGGGUCAAACUGCCGGAAACAAACCGGUGGAACAGAGUGACGCUGCAGCAAUUCAAGCCGCAGAGGGCAGAGCAACCGGCAGCAAUGCCAUAUCUCCCGGUGGGCUCACAGCCACAGCUCAAUCGGCGGCGAGUUUCAACGCCGGGAUGAUUCGAGACGAGGACAAGAUCAAGCUCAACUAUGUCCUAAUGGGUGCAAAAGGAAAACUGGCGACGGACAAGCCAGUGAGCCGGAAGGAUGCGGAGGGGGUGGUGAGCGCGGAGCUGAGUAACAAUCCAAACUUGAUCACUCACCCAGGUGGGGUGGCGGCCACCAUCACCGCCGCCGCGAGGCUGAAUGAGGACGGCGGCGCAGAUAUAUGAAAAUAGUGACUUUUUAAAUUCUUGUUCUUCUUUUUUGGUUGCUGUAUUUGAAGUUUAAAAAAAAAAUAAACAA